AUAAAAAUACCAUUGGCUGUUCCCUAGCACGUCCAAAGUGCAGUCCACAUGUCUUCCCUUUCCAUCCACACCACUGGUUGCUGUGCUUAAAAGAGGGCCAAAAGCGUGCUACUCUCCUGGAGGAACGAUGGAAGAUUCGGGGCAAACCAAGACCCAAGGGAGGUUCACGCUGGUACUGGGGCUGGUCACACUGGUGGCUGCAUUUGGAUCAUCUUUCCAGUAUGGGUACAAUGUUGCUGUUGUCAACUCUCCCUCAGAGAUCAUGCAAAACUUUUACAACGAAACCUAUUAUAAAAGGCAUUCAGAAUAUAUGAGCAGUACGGUCGUGACCCUGCUGUGGUCUGUCACAGUAUCCAUGUAUCCUCUAGGAGGCUUUAUUGGGUCACUCAUGGUUGCCCCAAUGGUAAAUAAAUGUGGAAGAAAGGGGACCUUGCUGAUCAACAACAUCUUUUCCAUUGUCCCUGCUAUUUUGAUGGGCUGCAGCAAAGUGGCCGGGUCCUUUGAGAUGAUCAUCUUUGCCCGAAUUGUGGUGGGAAUAUGUGCAGGACUGUCCUCCAAUGUGGUCCCCAUGUACUUGGGAGAGUUGGCCCCAAAAAACCUGAGAGGAGCCAUUGGUGUGGUCCCCCAGCUAUUCAUUACUGUUGGAAUCCUUGUAGCCCAGAUCUUUGGUCUUCGGAGCAUCCUUACAAGUGAAGAGGGAUGGCCCAUUCUCCUCGGGUUGACUGGGAUCCCAGCAGCUCUGCAGCUCCUCUUCCUGCCCUUCUUCCCAGAGAGUCCUCGGUACACCUUGAUUCAGAAAGGAGAUGAAGAAGGAGCCCGAAAAGCUUUAAAGAAACUGAGAAAGUCUGAUAACGUUGAAGCUGAGGUGGAGGAGAUCUGUAUGGAGGAUGAGCUGGAGAGGGCUGCUGGCAGAGUGUCUGUGCUCAAACUCUUCACCACAAAGUCCCUCAGGUGGCAGCUCAUUUCCAUUAUCAUCUUAAUGGCUGGCCAGCAACUCUCCGGAGUCAAUGCGGUCUACUACUAUGCAGACCAGAUCUACAGAGAAGCAGGAGUGAACGACCAUGAUGUCCAGUAUGUCACAGUGGGGACAGGUGCAGUCAACGUGGUGAUGACCUUCUUAGCUGUCUUCAUUGUGGAGCUCUUAGGGAGGAGGUUGCUCCUCCUGAUUGGCUUCAGUAUCUGCUUCCUGGCAUGUGUGGUAUUAACAGUAGCCCUUUCACUCCAGGACACCGUGACUGGGAUGCCUUAUGUCAGCAUAACUUGUGUGAUCUGCUACGUUAUAGGUCAUGCUAUUGGGCCUAGUCCCAUUCCUUCAUUGAUUAUCACUGAAAUCUUCCUGCAGUCCUCUCGGCCAGCUGCAUUCAUGGUUGGAGGCACUGUCCACUGGCUCUCCAACUUCAUUGUGGGACUGAUCUUUCCUUUCAUCCAGGAGGGUCUUGGUGCCUACAGCUUCAUCAUCUUUGGUGUGAUAUGUCUCCUUACCACAAUUUAUACCUAUUUCAUCGUCCCAGAGACCAAGGCUAAGACAUUUAUGGAAAUCAACCAGAUUUUUGCCAAGAUUAAUAAGGUGUCAGAAGUUCAGCCAGAGAAACAGGAAUUGCAGGAUUUCAAGCCUUCCGUUCCUCUGUAGGAGUUGCCUGACCUACACCAGCCUGCCCCUUUCACUUUUCCAGCUCAGAAUUGGGCCUAUCCAGACUAGGGAUGGGUCCUGUACAGACUGCGGCCCGAGACUCCAGACUCAUGGCAAACUGGGAAUAUCCAUUGAACUUUUGAGUGGAGAGUCUGAAAAAAAUCAAGAUCUUUCUGUGGGUCAGCCACUUGCUGAGUCUAAGCCAGGACUCACAGCUGCUCCUCAGCCUGACUUGAGUAGCAGCAACUCUGUGACUUCUUAUCAUAUGAACUUUUAAUAUUAAAAACAAUCACCAUGGAGGGAUGAUAGGAACAAAGUUUGGAGACCUUCAGUGGCCUAUGGGUGACCCUGGUUGAAUCAGUUUCUUCUUUCCUAUCACUAUUCUGCCCUGGAAACAUCAUCCUUAGAACAAUAUCAUGUUAGAAACAUAAGCACACCAAGACAAAUAGAUGGUUGUAGAUAGUUCAGUUAAGUGGGAGCGUAGAA
This is a messenger RNA of Trichosurus vulpecula (common brushtail), 2116 nucleotides long. RefSeq names its product solute carrier family 2, facilitated glucose transporter member 5-like. Gene Ontology annotation, molecular function: fructose transmembrane transporter activity. Bases 128 to 1630 code for a protein of 500 amino acids. The transcript is spliced from 12 exons. Gene Ontology annotation, biological process: fructose transmembrane transport. The record is from RefSeq and is a predicted model, not a curated record. Gene Ontology annotation, cellular component: membrane. NCBI's taxonomy places the organism in Eukaryota, Metazoa, Chordata, Mammalia, Diprotodontia, Phalangeridae.